Molecule: messenger RNA, 3071 nt
Organism: Spinacia oleracea (spinach)
Lineage: Eukaryota; Viridiplantae; Streptophyta; Magnoliopsida; Caryophyllales; Amaranthaceae
Exons: 2
Coding region: 1528-2757 (409 amino acids)
Source: RefSeq, a predicted model, not a curated record
CAAACCUCACAAUUUGUUUUCCUCCUCUCAUAAUAAGAUUCCUUGAGGAGGCGCCUUUCUCUUUCUCUCUCUUCCAUUCUUCGUACGCCGCUGCGACCGACGAGCAAACCCUAGGGUUUCAAUCUAAUCGGAGCCCGCCAUAGGAUCUUUUAUCAUCAGAUCUUCAACUCAAUUAGAAGGAUCUACAGUUUCAGAUCUUUCGAUUUUCAACCCUAGUCGAAGAAUUUAAUUUUUAGGGUUUCUACGAUUGGAAUCGUUGUUGAUUAGAGAGGAAUUGGGGAAAAAAAAAGAGGGGUUUAAUUUGAUUGUUGUUGUUGUAAUUGAUAUUGUUGGGGAAGAUGGCUCGAUGUUUUCCAUUCCCGCCACCUGGGUAUGCUGGGAAGUGCUCAAGCCACGAGGCCUUGAUCUUAUCGAUUAAGGUUUGUUGAGCCCCAAAAACACCCAAAUUUUGAAAAAUCGAAAUUGUGUGUAGUUUUUGUUUAUCCAAAGUAUGAUGAUGACAUGCUCGACAUGCUCUUUGCUAAAUUUGUGUUAAAUUAAUUGUAUAUAUUUAUGUAAAAGAAUUAGUGAAUAUUCAGAUGUAAAUUGUAAUUGAUUUAGAAAAAGAAAGAACAGAAAAGGGUACCAAUCGCUCGUUAUUGUAUGAUUUUUGGCUAAUUCUUGCGUUCAAUAGCUAGAUCUUAUGUACAUAAUACCGAAUCCUUUGUUGUCUGAUAGACGAACUCAUUGGGGCUGUAUUGAGAAUCCGAAGCAAUGGUCAUAUAGUUGAACGGAUGAAUUUGGGUUUAUAAGGCUGUGAUUUCCCAUUGUGUUAUUCGUUGAUUCUCGGGGUUUAAUCUGCGUUGAACCCUUUAUUCUGAGGAAUAGGUUGCCUUGUAUAAAAUAGUGCGAAUUGUCAAAACUAUUUUGGGAUAAGACUAUUUGGAUGAAAGGUACUGAUAUUGCGGGUUUCUUAUAUUGUAAAGAGUUUUAAGUUGCCUUCUAAGACAGUUAAUGGCACCCCAUGAUUAUAUGUAGUAUUUGUAGCUACUUCACCAAGUGGGUUUUUUUAUUGUUUGAAAAUGUCAAUGAUUUUUCUGAAAAAUUGUUUCAAAGUUGUUUUACAGAAAUGUUUUAACCAAUCAGUGUGCUCUGUCCUACUCUGGAUGUUAUUCAAUCUCUUUCUUUCAAAAUGUAUUUGAGUUGGGAAAAGGUUACUGUGUUGAAAAUUUGUUUACUGUGCAUGAUCUGCAAUGGUUUCUGGCUUUUGAAAGUUUUUUGGGUGCAAAUGGUUUCUUUGUGCACUCUGUAUGUUAAUGUGCAGUGAUUCCCAAUGAUGUUCUAUGUUGGAUUCGUUUUCGGGGUGCUGGCAUUCUUCCUGUUGCACUCGAGUGUUGGGAAGAUUAUGUCCUUGGGCACCCCUGAAUUUCCUGACAUGCUUUGAUGAGUGAACUUGUCUAGUUUAAAGACAUAUGGUUGUUACCCUUUGCAUGCAUUCGGAUAAGUUGUGGACUUGAAUGGAUUGUGAAUCUCUCCAUUCUCCCAGUCAUGCUUGUUUUAUUGGAUUGCUGCCAUUGUUAUGGUCUGAAUUUCUAUCCCAGUGCCAUUAUAUGGUCUGAAUUUUCUACUCUGGUGCUUUUAAAGCUCCAAAAAGAAAAGGAGAAGGCCAACUUGAACAGGGAAGUAGAGAAGUGCAUCUCAGAGAGGGGAACAGAAAAGUCAAAAGCAUCUUCAGAUAAGAAGAAAGACAAAGAAGACAGGAAGGAAAAGAAAAGAGACAGAGAAGAUCGUAAGGAGAAGAAGAAAGACAAAGAAGAACGGAAGAAGGAGAAGAAAGAAAAGAAGAGAGAGAAGAGGGCUAAGGAGGCUACUGCUCCUGCUGAAAGCGGGAAGCAGGGUUUUGCUGAUAAGUUAUUAAAAACUGAAAAUGUGCUGGCAGAAUCUAAAGGGAAGUUGGCUGUGAAAGGUGCAGAAUUGCUGGAGAGGAGCAGUGUUACUGAGGAACAUGGUCGGCCUAUUGACUCUCAGAAUGCUCCUUGCUCUUCUGAUAGCACAGGAAAUAGUGGCAAGAGGAAGAGGUCAAUGCCAUCUCCUAGUGGCAUUCAGAGUAAUGGAAACAUAAUUAGAAUUCGGUUGUCAACUUCUCAAAAAAGAGAGGAACCUAGUACAUCAGGAAGCAAAGGGCAAGAAUUUAGUCAGUUGCUGCAGACUAGAGAAGACCCUGUCAUAUUACACAGUCAAGUGCGGCCUUGUGUCAGCAGUGUAAGACCAGAUACAUCAAUUAGAGGAAAAGAUGUCUCUGGAUUGAAAGCGAAGACAAGUGUUAUCUUAGAGACUCCAGGUCUUGAUGCUUCUGCUUCCACAAGUAGUGCUACUUUGCAACUAGUUCCAGCAGAUGUCUCUUGUUUAAAAGCAAAGACAACUGCAUCGGCGUCUCAGAAGGAAAUACCCUCAUCUCAUGACAAGAUUCAGUCUAGGGAGAAGUUGGAGAAGUUAUCAUCUCAUGAUAAGAGGGUGCAGAAGAAAGAGUUGACAUGUAAAAAAUUGUUUGUGGAUUGGGUGCCACCUCCACUUGAAAUAACACUAGUGGUUGACCAGGAUGAUGAUGAAGAUUGGCUAUUUGGUAAGAAGGGUGGAGAUAAAUCAACCAAGAGAUUGAGAGUCAGUGAUGAUGGUGUUAACAAUCUCCCAUGCUCGGCAUCUGCUGUAAUGCAGCCACGUGCUCAUUUCUUGGCCGAUGCAGGCAUUUAUGCAUUGCCCUUCACUGUGCCGUACUAAGCUCAUCAUUUUUCACUUCAGACAGUGAAUGGUGAACGAUGCUGGUACUUGUACUAUCGGGAAUACCCUUAUGUUUGCUUGAACCUCCAAAAUGGGGAGGCUGACUUUUGGAGUGAAGGAUGAGAUCUCAGACUCACACAUGUUAAAGUACUAUGAUUGGGUUUUGGUAAAUUGGCGGGGAUGGUUACAUUUUGGUGUACUAGUGUAGGGUCUGAUGUUUGUCCUAUUUUUUGAUGUAUUUGAACUGUAAAUAUGAUCUACUAAUACGUUUGUCCGUUGGACUUACUAAUACGAACACUACUUUGAUUGACAAA